Molecule: messenger RNA, 1428 nt
Organism: Phodopus roborovskii (desert hamster)
Lineage: Eukaryota; Metazoa; Chordata; Mammalia; Rodentia; Cricetidae
Gene: Uba5
Product: ubiquitin like modifier activating enzyme 5
Exons: 12
Coding region: 182-1381 (399 amino acids)
Biological process (GO): protein ufmylation
Cellular component (GO): cytosol; cytoplasm
Molecular function (GO): UFM1 activating enzyme activity
Source: RefSeq, a predicted model, not a curated record
GCCGGAAGGCCGGCGGGCGUGGCGGAGACGUGUCUAACUGGGGUGCCUGGAGGCUCUUCCUCGGGUGUCAGGAUCCGGAAGGCUGUCCCUGGUCUACCUGCAUUCGUGCGUCCAUCGCAGCAGCGUGGGGCGGCGGCGGCGGAGGCCCAGGCUGGGAGCGGCGGCCGCUGGGGGCCCAGCCAUGGCCGAGUCGGUGGAGCGGCUGCGGCAGCGGGUUGAGGAGCUGGAACAAGAACUUGCCCGGGAGAGAAGCCGGCACGUCGUGGGCGGCCGGACACGCAUCGAGAAGAUGAGCUCCGAGGUGGUGGACUCCAAUCCCUACAGCCGCCUGAUGGCUUUGAAACGGAUGGGAAUUGUCAGUGACUAUGAGAGAAUCCGUGCUUACACUGUUGCAGUCGUAGGUGUUGGUGGAGUUGGUAGUGUGACUGCUGAAAUGCUGACAAGAUGUGGCAUUGGUAAGUUACUGCUCUUUGACUAUGACAAGGUGGAACUGGCCAACAUGAAUCGACUUUUCUUCCAGCCUCAUCAGGCAGGACUGAGUAAAGUUCAAGCAGCAGAGCACACCUUGAGGAACAUUAACCCUGAUGUGGUAUUUGAAGUUCACAACUACAAUAUCACCACAGUGGAACACUUUGAACAUUUCAUGAAUAGAAUAAGUAAUGGUGGAUUAGAAGAAGGAAAACCUGUUGACCUGGUUCUCAGCUGUGUGGACAACUUUGAAGCUCGAAUGGCAAUAAACACAGCUUGUAAUGAACUUGGUCAGACGUGGAUGGAGUCUGGGGUCAGUGAAAAUGCAGUGUCCGGGCACAUCCAGCUCAUGAUCCCUGGAGAGUCGGCUUGUUUUGCGUGUGCGCCUCCACUUGUGGUUGCUUCAAAUAUUGAUGAAAAAACCCUGAAACGAGAGGGCGUCUGCGCGGCCAGUCUCCCCACCACCAUGGGAGUGGUUGCUGGCAUCUUGGUACAAAACGUAUUAAAGUUUCUGUUAAAUUUUGGCACGGUCAGUUUUUACCUCGGAUACAAUGCAAUGCAGGAUUUUUUUCCUACCAUGUCCAUGAAGCCAAACCCUCAGUGUGAUGACAGAAACUGCAGGAAGCAGCAAGAAGAGUACAAGAAGAAGGCAGCGACACGCCCCACACAGGAGGCUGCCCCUGAGGAGGAGGAAGAGAUAACACAUGAGGACAACGAGUGGGGUAUUGAGCUGGUGUCUGAGGUUUCCGAAGAGGAACUGAAGAACUCUUCAGGGCCCAUUCCCGACCUACCCGAGGGAAUUACAGUGGCAUACACAGUCCCAAAGAAGCAAGAGGGCUCUGUUUCUGAAGUAACAGUGGAAGAUUCUGGUGAAAGCUUGGAAGAUCUCAUGGCCAAGAUGAAGAACAUGUAGACAGUGGACUGGCAUUUGUUUGAUUUUCUGUGCUUAUUCUGUUCCCU